AUGGCGGCCUCCUGUUCCAUCGUGUGCUGUAACGAAGAGGAGGUUUCUGAUAAAGCUGUUGUUGUGCAAUUCUCAAAUGGAAGCGUUGAAGAUCCGGACCAGCUUCACUUUUCUGUGUUCAAAAAUACAGAUGAAAGAAACCCUAGGAAGAAAUCCAGGCGCAUAUUGGUUGCUGAAUCGGAUAGAUUGGCAUAUGUGGGUGACAACUUUGGACCUGGUUCCAUGAAAUGUAAUAAUAUAUGCAAAUAUUAUGUUGGAGUGUUGAACAAAGAAACAAUGCAAAUGGAGAUGCACAAUGCUCAGCUGUUCCAUUUGCAACCAGUUAUUCCAGGAGAAACUGAUUCUGAAAAAUCUCUGGAUACAAAUCUGACCUAUAGAGAAAAGGUUGACUCCCUGAUUGAAGCUUUUGGUACAAAUAAACAAAAGAGAGCCCUGAGUUCUCGGAGACUGAAUCAGGUCGGAAGUGAUGCUCUGCAUCAUGCUGUGGACAAAGCAGCUGACACUGUAAUUGAACUGAAAGGUCUUGAAGCCCUUCAACAAGAAGUGGCAGAAAGUGAGAGCCAAGGAGAUGUUGCAUUACACCUACCCCCCUCUAAUGCACAGGCUGAUAUACCAGAAAAUGUGUAUGAAUUUGAGAGUCUUUUGUCUUCGGCGGACUUGGAGGCUUUGAGAGAUGUUGGAGCCAAGAUGGCCGCACUCAGUCCAGAUGAAAUGCAGAAGAUGAAGGAUGCAGGGGGGAACCUUUGUGUCAUUAAGCACUUGGAAAAUCUACCACAAAGUGUUGAAGCCCGAGAAAGAAUUCUAUGUUGUUCUUUCUACCUUUCUAUGCUCAUCCAUCUGGCUCGAGAAAGACGCAUUAACCGGAAAUUUGGACAAGAGUAUGGAUGCCCACGUAGUAUUCAGAACAAACUGUUGAAGACUUUUACAGUGGAGACUUACAAAAAUGGAAGUGUCCAGAAUGUCAUUCCUGCUUCAAUGCGUGUUAAAGUGGCAGCGUAUAGCUUAGCUCUGCUACUGCAUAUGAAUUUUAUGUCAGCCAAUCUAACACUACUGCACCGUGAUCUGGGAAUUACAGAGGCCAGAAUGAUUGAGGUGGCCAAAUCAAUGGGGUUAACCCUGAGCAAGUCAUCAAAGGCCAAAGGAGAAGCUUCUUUGGAUGACUACAAGUAUGCAACCCUCAAUUUACCUCUGGUCAAACAUGAUAAGUUCACCAUGCAACGGAAACGAAGGAAAAUGCGUUGA
Molecule: messenger RNA, 1242 nt
Organism: Knipowitschia caucasica
Lineage: Eukaryota; Metazoa; Chordata; Actinopteri; Gobiiformes; Gobiidae
Source: the annotation of a GenBank genome assembly